Molecule: messenger RNA, 2164 nt
Organism: Anguilla rostrata (American eel)
Lineage: Eukaryota; Metazoa; Chordata; Actinopteri; Anguilliformes; Anguillidae
Gene: cfap119
Product: cilia and flagella associated protein 119
Exons: 8
Coding region: 547-1077 (176 amino acids)
Source: RefSeq, a predicted model, not a curated record
UAAUGUAACAUUAUCGCAUUUCAGUUUGGCCAAGUAACGGUUCUUUUCUUCGACUGGUAACCCCAAAUAAUACGGGCUAGACAUAGUUUUAACUAGCUAGCUAACGUAAUUUACUUGUUAUUUACUUUGCUUGUUAUCAGAAAUAGUCUAGAGGGACUCUGUUGUUAUUGAUUGUUUGCGGAAGUCUGCCGGAAGUCAAGUUAGGGCCAGAACAACGCACAUGCGCAGUAACGUUUGUUUAUGUUGUUACCGUUGAAACCGUCUAUACAUGCAUUCGGUCGUCUUUGGGAGCAUUACUGUUGCUAGGGAUACAAAGCUAGCAACGUAAACCAUUAGCUGCUUUCGUCGACGCAAUCAUAUGUGAACUGUCCUAAAGUGCUUCACUAAUUCUGGUUGCCCACGACUUCAAUAUUUUAAAAAUCCGUGCGAAUAGCCUACAACGUUCUUUUGCGCCAGCUAUAGUUUUUCGGUAUACUGAUUUAGGCUGCAAGCAAUUUCUGAUGCUAAAGCCAAACAAUUCUGAGAAAUAGCCUACGUUCGGAAAUAAUGAUACCUCAUCAUCCGAAGCCCACGGUGUUAUUGUGGGCUGAUGUCAGUUACACUGAUAUGGAAGAAAUUGACAAUACGAAGUCUACACCAGAGCUGAAAAGGGUUCUAUGCAAGCUGCUUGGCAUUCAGAUGAACCAAUCAAUGACGAGAGUGCUGAGCAACAUGUAUCUCCAUGCACUACUAUUCUGCAGGCGAACAGGCUUAAACAGGGAGCAGACAUCUGUGCUACUGUCCAUCAUCAAGGCAAUUCAUGCUGCCAAUGUGGAGACUCUGCUCAACAACAUGGAUCAGUGCUUCACUUUCUGCAGUGAACUGUUGCUUUGUCACUCUUCCAUGCGUCCUCCAUUCAGCAUUGACCUUUUCAACUCUGAGCAGAUGACCCAGAUCUUGCAGUACCUGGUCAACAUCUACUUCAGACAUUUUUCACUCUAUAAAUAUAUUUUCACUACCCAGGUGCAGUUAAACCUGUCGUUGUCCUACUCUGAAAUUCCUGGUGCUAUAGAAUCAGGAUCUUCAGGUGCCACAUAAAGAACAUGAAAUGGACGGAUCUUUGCAGUAUGACAUCAAAUUGCAGCAGGAAUUCUGUUGAUGGCUCUUGCUGUAGGGCCGGUGAAAUAGAAUGGAAAAAACCUGCAAUACCAGGUGGACUCUGACCCUCAAUUUGGGAAAGAUGGGUCUUCAUUCUGACAGAUGUACUGGCUUCAUUGCUGGUUUUUGGUUGUAGUGCCCCCUUUCCCUGGACAGAGACAACUGAUGGUGUAGUACUGGAGCAAAGGCAGCUGCUCCUGAACUUGACUGCUACAAGACAUUCCUGUCACAUCUCAAUUAGGAAGCCAUUUGGACAGUUGCAGCAUCAUGUACAUACAUGCACGGCAAAGGCUAUAUUAAUGAUCACAGUCGCCACAUGGCCCAUCUUCUCACAACUUUCAAAACGACUACAAGCGAAAACUCCAAGCCUCCGCAUUACAAAGCUGUUUGUUUUUGUCUUAAGUGUCACAGACUAGUGUUUUGCUUUGACUUGUGUAGUUUUGCUUUCUUUGGGUCCUAUUAGGAAUGCACAAUGAUCUCAGGGUUGUGUUGAUAUCAGCUGUUACUAUGUUACAACAAAUGUCAGAAGUCACACAAUAAGAUUAUGGGAAAUAUAAUGGGUCAAUAUGAUGACAUUAUAUAUACACCAGGGAAGGGAUGGACUUGAUGCUCCAGUCGUGCUGUAAAUUAAGUGAAAAUGUAAUCCUGAAAAAGUAGCCUUGUCGUAGUCAUCUGAAUCUCUAUCUCUAUCAUUUUCUCGCUAAACUCACAAAGCUAUAUACUAAGUAUCUCUCUGGACUCUCUGCUGAAUAAUGCAGUAAGCAAGUUGAAACAUUUUGUUCUACAAAUAAAAGAUUUUCCUGGGCUGUCAAAUAUCAAGUAUUGAUGCAUACCCCAUACUUUCCAUAUCAUGCAUCCCAAGUCCUAUUUUAGAAAAAAAAAGAUUGUGGAUAUGAUAUUGACCCAUUCACCAACCAUUUUUGUUCCCACAUCCAUUAAUGGAUUACUUUCAGCUGAUGAUGACCGCUCUUACGCAAAAAAUGGAUAAAUACUGCAACAAAAAAUACAAAUAAAAAAUCGCUACUCA